UUUUUAGAUCAAUGCCGUAUAUUGGCAUUUCCAUCCAGUUUAUUCUUCGUAGGAGAAUGUCUUGUUAACCACACUAUAGCAAACAUCAGUAUGAUUGACAGGGACAUGUGUGAAUAUCGUUGCUACUUGGACCACAACUAUGUCAGUGUUAACUUUUAUUUUGGAGAAAACGGAGCAGAAGUACACAACUGUGGACUGAAUAACUCAACGGGUAAAGAGUAUGAUAACGAUCUGGUGAAAGCAGCGAACCAUGUUUACCACGGAACUAAGGUAGCAGUUGAUAAAUGUCAAUUGCACUACUCUCUUUUAGAAACUCGUGAGUGCUAUAGGGGUACUCUUUUUAUUCAUGUCUGGAAAACGCCAGAUUAUUCAUUUGUUUCUGUUGAAGACUUUUUGCGCUCAAGCUUCAUGCCAAAACAACGCCACCUGCCAGUCGGGGUUUACAAGAAAACGAUAUCGAUGUUUAUGUGCAUCUGGAUUCACCGGCUACGAUUGUGAAAAAGGUGACACUUGCGUAAUAGAAAUGAAUUUUUUAUUUUAUCACAGUGGUCUAUUUCUUCAGAAGGUUCAAGAUUCAGAAUCAGUCGUACUUAUGACACAUACUGAAUAUGACCCAUAGUGGGUGAAAAGAAGGAUGGGAGCACAAGUCCAAUUUUCAUGCUCUUUUUCUCAACUUUGGUUAAGCGUCUUGUUUACGAUGAACAGCAAAGAAUUCAAGCCACCUUCCUUAAGUUUUGGAUGCCUCUUUCUUUAUUUCAAAGACUAUCCCGUCUCUUUGAAGUUGCAGACUCACCUCAGGCUAGGCAUUCAGUGCCGGAAAAAGUGGGCGAAAAUUUUUCCUCUCGGCAGCCCCUCAUUUUAUUGCUCACUUGCUUCUUCACUCGCCGAUGCUGACAAAUAGCGUAACACAUCAUAUUAUCCCCUCCGCUUCCCGCAACCUCUGGCCUUUAGUAUCUUGACCAGAGGUCUAUUGAUUAUAUUUUAGACAUCAACGAGUGUGAAACAAAUACCCACAAGUGCAGCAAUGAAAACGUCAUAUGCUUAAAUACCGAAGGAUCAUUCAAGUGCAUUUGUGAACAUGGAUUCAGCGGUCAUAUACAUAAUUGCAAAGGUAAUGAACAUUACUUAGAGCGGAAAGCCUCGUCCUAAUUGACCUUUGGUAAAAACACCCGUUUUUAACUCGUGAGUUGCGCGCAUGCGCAAGAGCGAGUUGUAGAUACGAUGUGGGGAAUGGCACUCGCUCGCUCGCUUGCUCGAUUGGUCGAUUCCUGUAAACUUUUUUUCGAUUUUAGGCUUUUGAGUGCAUUUGAUAGUUUUUGGCGAGCAAUAAACAAACGAAAUGGCGACCUUUGUUGCUAAGAAUAGUGGUGGGAUAACAAAGAAGUCAAUGAUGUUCUUAAAAUAAUUUUUUUUUCGUUUUAGUUUCAACAAGCGGCGCUAGCGACUGGCAGGCAUGCAAGGAGUCACACUGAAAUAACAGAAAAACCUUCGUUUUUCAUAAAAUUGCAAUUUACAAUCCUUGAACUUGAAAACAAUCCAAAGAUUCAUUGAAAAUAUCACUUACUGCGAAGCGCUCGGAGUUUACAGAUGUUCAAAAGCUUUUUCUGUUACGGCGUUAGAUUGAGGACAAAAUCGAUCAUUACGUUUCGUAUCGUGUGUUUUUCCUGUGAGAAACAACAGAAGAUGCCGGCGAUUAACGAAAUUACAAGUUAACACGAAAAUCAAAUAACACCUAAACAAACAAUUUUAGCUACCGAUUUUCAGUGAAUUUUUAAAUUUUCUUUUAAGUUUCAAUACAAUUUGAAGAUUCAAAAUACAUAUUACGUACUAAAAUGCGAAAGUUAUACACCACAAAAUUGAUAAAUAGGCCUGAAAUGAAAUUCUAUCUUGUUAUUGAUUAUACGUUGCCUAGCACUUGACUAAAAUCUACCAAGGCGGAGAUCCAAAAUGACGGUAACAGUCUUGGCUUAGUUAUAUCACUCAAAACUCGUUCCCGUUUGUCUCAUUUGAUAAAGAGGGAAUCGUUAAUCUUUUCAUUAAGAAAGUAUUGCCUUGAUUUUCUCAGUAAUAUUUACAAUGAUAGACAGUAAAUUUCACUUUUCACCCACAUUUACUUCCAACCUUUUCUUUUGAACAAGAAACAGAAAUGAUAUACGUUUAAAACACAUGACAUCAUCCACCCUUGUCAAUGCAAUAGCAUGAUCAUUUCAAUUGUAAUGCCUUCUUAUCCCGACGUUACUUUGUUUCUUUGCUACAUUAGCGAACACUGAACUACUGCUCGUACUCUAGAUAUGACAAUCAACCACAAAAUUCCCUAAACCAGAUAACAUUAAACAUAAUCCAAAAAAUCAUGUGUCAAUUCACAAGUUAGCUCACAGAGCACUUUGAUAUAGUCCUAAUCAUAAUAAUAAAGUUGAUUUUAUUUCAGACAUCGAUGAGUGUGCUCUAGAUUCCCACAAUUGUAACGAGAAUGCCAAUUGUACAAACACCGAGGGAUCUCACAACUGCUCUUGUAAUCCUGGAUUUAGCGGGGAUGGACAUGAAUGCAAAGGUACAGUCCUGAAGAGCAUGACCUUUUUAGGCAGAUAAUUCCAUUCGUAUUCCUUUCUCCUCAAGUACGCCCCUAAAAGAUAUAAACGAUGCUAUUCGAGACAAAAAAGGAGCUUUUUGUUUGCAAACUCGUUUACUCAGUGAUUGCCUGACACGGCAUGGUUUAAAAUAAGUACAUAUUAUAGCUCUGUCCUCUGUGGUUAGAGAGAGUUUGAGCCAUCCUCCAUAUGGAGAGGGAUUACAAGGUUUUUUUUCCUUAAGAGCACCCUGUGGUUUUGAGAUUGUAAGCCAAGUUUUCAUCCCCUUUUCACUGCUAUAUUUUAUCACUAUAAUUGAUAUGGACUGCUUAUUUAAUUUCGGACAUUGACGAGUGUUCUCAAAAUAGCCGCCUCUCCAGCAAUGCAACUGCCAACUGUAAAAAGUUCUUGGGAAUCAUUUAGGUGCAUUUGUAAACCAGAAUUCAGCGGAGAUGGACACAAUUGUACAGGUACUGAACAGAUUUCAGAGCAUGAUGCCUUGUCGAGUAAGCCCGAAAAAAUUACAAAACUGGCCAAAACAAAGUCAGUAUGUAUGGUAACCUGAUAUUUGUUAGAGCAUGAUUUUCAUAUCCUGGAGAUCUCUCUCCCCCUUUUUCCCUUUAACUUUAGUAUUCGUUAUCAUGACCAUAAGUAUGCUCUGUCCAUUGCAUUUCAGACAUUGAUGAAUGUGCUAUUGAAACACACAACUGUAGCAAGAACAAUGCCGAUUGCACAAACGUCAUAAGAUCAUACAACUGUUCAUGUAAUCCUGGAUUUACUGGAAAUGGAUACAUUUGCCAAGGUAAGAUCUUAGACAGCUUGUCUCAUUUAACAAAUGACUUUCCUCGUUACCGGUAUCUGCUCCCUUGAAGCGCCUCAGUAGCAGUCGAAUGUUCAUGGACGAUUGGAUGAUGUCAGUGAAGGUUUAUAAAUAUGGUUAAAUUAAUUUAUAGCAUGAUGGUUCAGCAUAUCAGGAGAAACCAACAAAGGCGGGGUAUCUGAAAUUCACAUCAUCUAUAGUAGGAGACAGGCCUCAAAUUCCUGAUUGCAAUUUUCCUAUACCAUCAAAGAUGGAUGAGCUCGCAAUGUUUUUAUUUUUUAUGAUAUAUAAGAAAGCCUCCCUCCUCUGAAUCGCUCCUUCCUUCCAUCAUCGAAUAUGCUGGAAUUACCCACUGAUAUAACAAGGACAACAGCAUUUGAAGAAAUGACGAGAUAUCUCUAAUUUUUAUCUUCUCUCCAUUGUCAUUCUGUACUUCAGACAUUGAAGAAUGUGCCAAAAUUACCUGCAACUGUAGCAAUGAUAAUGCUACUUGUAAAAGUUCAGAGGGAUCUUUCAAGUGCGUUUGUAAACCUGGAUUCAGCGGGGAUAGACAAAAUUGCACA
Molecule: messenger RNA, 3950 nt
Organism: Pocillopora meandrina
Lineage: Eukaryota; Metazoa; Cnidaria; Anthozoa; Scleractinia; Pocilloporidae
Source: the annotation of a GenBank genome assembly